AUGGCCUCGAGCCCCAGUGACAGUGUGGCCGAGGCCGAGCACCAUAUCGGCCAUCUUCUUGACAGUGCCUUACAUGCGAAGGACAAGGCAAAGGCAAAGACGAAACGACUUCUUUCUGUACAGACUGAUGCAUCUUCUGACGCCGAAGGCAACAUCUUUUCCGAUGCCGCUUUCGAUCCUGCCAGAGUUCUUCAAAACUCAUCGCCGAAGAGGAAGAGAUCGACGCGUCAGGCAAUCCAAGAUGGUUUCAAAAGCAUCAAGUACCUCACUACCCAUCCACGGCGAGUCAUGCGCAGCAAGGCUACUCAUAUUGCGGCCGAGAAACUUGGAAACCGUCAUCCGGGAUUGACCAUUGACCAAGGCCAGGAACUGCUAGAUGCCUACGAUGCUCUUGCUCAGGCUGUUUCUAGCGAUCUCUCGGAUCUUGAUACUAGUGCCGUCACUUCUGAACUUGACGAAGCCCACGAUCGCGUGCACAAAUUGGAACAUCAAAGGGAAAGCUUGCAGACGGCCUGGAUCCUGUCCCGUCACGUUUCCCGCGUCAAAGUUGUUCGUCCAAUAUCUCGUCCCGAACGGUCCCAAUUCAGGGAUGGUGGUAGAUUCAAAUGGGAGAGAUAUCUCGGCUAUAUGGCUCUCUAUUACACUCGCGACUUCACAACCGGCUACAUUGACGACUUUCGUUCACCACCGUUUGAUCUCGAAGACCUCGCGCGUAUUAUUGAACGAAUAGCCAUUACCUCCGCACCCUGGCAGUCCUUUUUUGUCAACUUGCGACACGUCUACAUGUGGAAGUCACCUCGUCGGACGGCGAAGUGGCUGGCACUGUUCUGUGUCCUGUGGUACACCCAACAUCUUGUGGGCUACUUGUAUUUUUACAUCAUCUACUCCACUCUGCGAAACAGAUUCCGCGCACAGUCUGUGCAGACACUGCGAGAGAGCGUGAGCAGGGCCUUUGACCGGGAAGCCCGCGUGCAAGCAUGGGGUGAACUCAUCCAGAGACACGGACAACGUGACUGGCUUGAGCCGUUUCUCGAUGAGAUCGGUCCAAUCAUUCAGCUACAGCUGGGUGACUUGGCCGACUUUCUCGAGAUCCUCGUCAAUUUUCACCGGUGGGAACGGUCGAAUCUGACCCUGGCGACCCUCUUCUUUUUCUCCUGUUGCCUUCUCGUCACGUUGUGUGCAGAUAUGGCGUUCUGCAUCAAACUCGUCUGGUUGAUAUUUGGCGGUGGUUUUUUCCUCACAUACCCGAUCGCCACGAACUAUCCCAAGUACCGGUUGUUGUUGUCACACUUCAGGUGGGUGUUUUGGGAUAUUCCCACGCAUGCAGAGUUGGCGGUACUGAGGCUGCAAGAAAAGGCGGCCGCCUGGGAAGAGAAGGGGUUGAGGGAAUUUGAAUUGAGAGAUGAUGAUCGAGCGAACGACGACCACAGUGAGUCUCCCCAGCAAGGAUUGACUCCAGAGGACGAAUACUCUUUUCAAGUCUAUGACAACGUCGAAGGACGAGCACGCCUGGUUAUCAGCAGGACAAGUCUCACGGUCUGUUCCACGGGCGGCCUACAACAGGAUCGAAGCUGGUUGUUCUCUUCUCUCUCAGAAAUGCGCAAGCUCGACAGCAUCGACAUCCACUCCAGCUCGACCCUCGAGAAUCUCAGACACCUUCACACGCGCUCGGCCGAGGCGCUGCAGUUCUUCUUCCUCAACGGCAGCGGCACGGAUUUGACCAUCCUCCUGCACCCUGUAGACCGGGAUCGCGUGUUCAACCUGGUCCUCGCGUGGAGUGGCUUGAGGUGGCAGUGUUUGCAGAUGGAGAGACACAACACGACGGCUUGCGAGAGGAGUAAUCUGGACAGGGCUAUAAAGAGGGCGUUUCAUUGA
Molecule: messenger RNA, 1875 nt
Organism: Cladophialophora psammophila CBS 110553
Lineage: Eukaryota; Fungi; Ascomycota; Eurotiomycetes; Chaetothyriales; Herpotrichiellaceae
Exons: 1
Coding region: 1-1875 (624 amino acids)
Biological process (GO): apoptotic process; negative regulation of toll-like receptor 9 signaling pathway
Source: RefSeq, a predicted model, not a curated record